This is a messenger RNA of Colias croceus (clouded yellow), 905 nucleotides long. RefSeq names its product cyclin-Q (gene koko). Gene Ontology annotation, molecular function: cyclin-dependent protein serine/threonine kinase regulator activity. The coding region runs from base 106 to 861 and encodes 251 amino acids. NCBI's taxonomy places the organism in Eukaryota, Metazoa, Arthropoda, Insecta, Lepidoptera, Pieridae. Gene Ontology annotation, biological process: regulation of transcription by RNA polymerase II. The transcript has 2 exons. The record is from RefSeq and is a predicted model, not a curated record. Gene Ontology annotation, cellular component: nucleus.
UGUCACUUAUCUAUGUUGUCUAUGAAUAACCUGUAAAGUGCAAGAAUCAAUAAUCGCAAACAAAUAUAUUUUAAAUCAUAUCAUAGUUUAAAGACGAUUUCCAUAAUGAAAGACGUAAUCGAUGUGAUGGCUCUACAAAAUAACAGGCGUGAAAAACGCCUACCUGAUUAUCGUAGUGCUCCAAGUCAUAGUUUAGCAACAAACUUCAUAUUUGAAUGCGGCAUCAAGCUUGGUUUACAGCCGGCAACAAUUGCUACAGCAGCGAUAUUUUACCACAAAUUCUUUAAAGAGGCUGAUAAAAAUGAUUACGAUUGUUACGUUGUUUGCACAGCAUGUCUUUGUGUCGCCGGAAAGUCGCGCGAUGAGCCGGUGAGGCCCAGAGAUGCAGUGAAUGUAGCACACAAUUCAAUCAAUCGCGGAGCUGGACCCUUGGAAUUAGGAGAUGAAUACUGGUCGUGGAGAGGAGCUGUUGCUCAAGCAGAAUUAUUAGUAUUGCGAUUGCUCGGUUUUAAUUUAGAAACUCCAUCCCCACACAAGUAUCUGUUACAUUAUUUGCGAUCUCUACAAGAAUGGUUCCCGUCGUCCCAGUGGCGCGGGGCUCCGAUUGCCCGCACAGCAAUGGCAUUCCUACAAGACUUUCAUCAUUCCCCUCACGUAUUAGAUUACAGAGCUCCACAUACAGCAGUGGCAUGUCUGACUUUAGCCCUUCAUGCUUUGGGUGUCUCUGUGCCGUUAGCAGCGACAUUGGAUGAUGAUUCAGCAUGGUAUUCUGUCUUUACAAAGGAUUUGCCGAAGGAGAAGAAUUGGGAGAUAAUGGAGAAAAUUAUGCAAGUGUAUAGCAGGGAACCUGAACCAAUAUGAUUUAUUUAGUACAAUAAUUUUAGAAUAAAUGACUUAUUUUAUGA